Molecule: messenger RNA, 4591 nt
Organism: Parus major (Great Tit)
Lineage: Eukaryota; Metazoa; Chordata; Aves; Passeriformes; Paridae
Gene: FRRS1
Product: ferric chelate reductase 1
Exons: 18
Coding region: 554-2386 (610 amino acids)
Molecular function (GO): oxidoreductase activity, acting on metal ions
Source: RefSeq, a predicted model, not a curated record
CGCCCCUCGGGCCCCGCAGCCAGAAAAGCGCCGCGGCCGCGGGGGAGGCUGCAGCAGAGCGAGGGGCUGCCUGGUUUCCCUGCACCGCUCACCCUUUCUGCCGCAGCAGAGAGGUGCUGGAGACGAGAGUGGGGCUGAAGAGCUGCUGUAACUUUGUUGUAGUGCUUUGGUCAAACUGAUGCCAGUGAGUGCACAAAGUGGAUAUUGCAAGCUUUUUGGAAAGCGUAUUUGCUUAAUAGAUUAUCUGUAGUAGGUAUGAAGCAAACUAAAUUCUGGUGGUGUUUUUAAAGCCCCUUGUAACUGCUGCCUUUCAUGCAAGAUUUCUGAAUUGCUUUAGAGGAAACUCCUAAACCUGUGUGCCUUAAUGAGUUAAGGAGAUGGCUCUAUGAUAACUGUGACAGUAAAUAUGCUGAUGCUUUAGUUGAAGUUACAAAUUGCAUCUUUUUAGACAAGCUUCCUGGAUAUGGUAAAAGUUAAUACAGUUAGAUACAAGCCAAAUAGAAGAGCUUACAAAAUAAUAUAAGUUGUUUUAUUACAAGCAGAGAGUCAAUCAAUGGCAGUUUCACUCAGUCUUCGUCACUGUAACAGAAGGACUGGCUGUAAGAUGGAUGUGUCUGGUUUUUCUGUUGCUGUUUGGAUGUUUGUUUGCCUCUAUGCAUCUGUGGUUGGCUAUCCAAAUGGAAAAGUAAGAGAAGCCUGUACUAGCAUGGUACCCUGUCAUGGUAGCUCUCCUCAGCUGCCACCUGAGCACACCAUUGCAGUGAAUGGGACUGAAUUUAAACCAGGGGACAGCAUAGAAGUUCAUUUGUCUGGACCAGAUUUUGAAGGAUUUUUCAUACAAGCCCGGGAUGCAGAACACCUGGAUAGCCCUGCAGUUGGUUCUUUUGUGUUGGCUGACCGGAGACGUUCUCAGCUGCUGACAUGUGGUCGUACCAAGAAUUCCGCUGUCAGUCACACAAGUAAAGCAAAAAAGAAAGACAUAAAAGUUUAUUGGGUUGCCCCUGGAGAUGCUCCAAAACAUGUACAGUUUCUAGUGACUGUUGUGAAGAAAUACAGGAUUUUCUGGGUAAAGAUUCCAGGUCCCAUUGUUUCCCAGCCUGAUGUCCUCUCCCCAACACCACCUUUGCAUGCAACGUCAGAGGCUAUGUCAACUUCACACCCAGUUUCCUACAUAUCAAAGCCAUUUAGUGCUUCAAGUUGUGGAAUUAGGAAGUUCUGCGUAAGGAACCCUACAAACUGUGAUCCUGGAAGUGUGUCCUGUUUUUUUCUAUCAUUCCAACAAGAGGAGGGCUCAGUUUUUAUUGAAAUGAGUGGUCCAAGUGAAGGAUAUUUAGCAUUUGCAUUUUCCCAUGACCAGUGGAUGGGUGGUGAUGAUGCUUACCUAUGUGUUAAUGAGGAUCACCGUGUUCAUGUGAGCGCUGCCCGCCUGAAGGAGCGAAGUCAUCCUCUCUUGGAUUCAGAGAAUUCCCUUGAAGAAGUGUCAUGGAGGCUUGCAGAUGGCCUUCUUCAGUGUUCUUUCAGAAGGCAUAUUCGUCUCCCUGCUUAUAAAGGGAGAUUUAAUCUGGAUACCAGUUACUACAUCUUUCUGGCAGAUGGGGAAGCUAGUGAAGGUGGGCUCAUAUACAAACAUCAUCGUCAGCCCCUUGUCACCAAUGGACUGUACAAUGUCACGGGUCUUCCUCAGGAUAUUGGAGGUUCCCGGGCCCCACGGCUUAUCAAGGCUCAUGGAGCAUUAAUGUUUGUUGCUUGGAUUACCACAGUUAGUAUUGGUGUUAUUGUUGCACGAUUCUUCAAACCUGUCUGGUCUCAUUCAUUCCUACUUGGAAAGGAGUUGUGGUUUCAGGUGCAUCGUAUGCUUAUGUUAGUCACAGUCAUGCUGACGAGCAUUUCUUUUGUGUUGCCUUUUGUAUACCGAGGAGGUUGGAGCCAACAAGCAGGUUUUCAUCCUUAUCUUGGCUGUGCUGUGAUGGCUUUGACAAUCUUUCAACCACUUAUGGCAGGUUUCAGACCAUCUCGUCACGCGCCAAGGAGGCAGUUGUUUAACUGGUUUCACUGGAGUACUGGUACAACAGCUAGAAUAUUAGCUGUUGUGACUAUGUUCUUGGGAAUGGAUCUGCCUGCACUUGACCUGCCAGACCCAUGGGACACCUAUGCAAUGAUUGGCUUUGUAGCUUGGCAUGUUGGUACUGAUGUUCUGCUGGAAAUACACAGCUACUGUCUUGUUCGUAAAGCUGAAGUGAUAGAGGAUGACAGAGUACAGAUACUGCAGUCACUAACAUCUGCAGAAGCAGAGGGUCGUCUGUUUAAACAGAUUGUGUUAACAAUCUAUGUCUGUGGAAAUAUAGUAUUCCUUGUUGCCUUCCUGAUAGCAAUCAACCAAGUAUGAAAUAAGUAUUUGAGAAUUUUGUGACAAAAUACUGUGCAGUUGAAAAAUCUGCAAGAAAUACCUUUUAUUACAACUUUUUUCUCAACAUGUCCUUUUUUUUCAACAUCCCUGAAGAUGUAAUCGAAGAAUAACUGCACGUGCAUGUCAUGCUCAGUGUCAGGGAGGUCUGGAAUUCAAAUUUAGAGAGGAAUACUGCAGUCCUACAAAAGCUGUCUUCUGAUGGGUGUCUUAAUGAACCUUUGCCUGAGUAAAGAAUGAAAGCUCUCCUUUUUAAGCACACUAGUUAUAUAGAUUAAGAGAAGAUUGAGAAGGUGUGCUGAAAAUGUUAUUUUGAUAGUUCCCUAAACCUUUUGUGAAUAUUGUUGGGGGAACUGGUAAGAUCCAGAUCAGUCUGUCCACUUUGUGUUCUCAUAAUAUGUGAUGUGCCAGCUUCCUGCUCUUGACAGUCUUGUGCAUAAGGAAAUCCCUAACCAAACAAGCCGUGAAACUUGGUGAAAAAUUGUCACAAAUGCAGGUUGAUGCAUGAGCUAAAUAGAUAAAAGUAAAAUGCAAAAAGCACUGUCUGCUCUAAGAGCAGUGUAUUUACACAACAAAUAUAGGAGUUUGGGAACUUCAGUCCUUUAGUAAAACCACCAUUUGCCUCAUUCAAAAUACUGCUCUGUCUCAACCCUCUUGGUGCUUCUAAAUCAUAAAGAGAAAACAUGUUUUCAAUAUAAAUGCAUUAAAACCUAUUCUAACUUAUCCCAAAUUCAAACCUUCUUCAGCUAGGAAGAACCUAUCUGUGUUUAUAGAUUUCUGUUUUACUGUCUUUGGUUGCUUUGAAUUACUUGACUGUGUGAAUAAGAUGUCUUUAUGCCAAUUGAUGCUUUAGUGGGAAUGAAAACACUUGCUCUGGAAUGUUGCAGUUGUAUUUGUGCUAUUGAGCAAAACAUAAAUUGGGAGCUAGAUCAACUUCAGGAAAAGCAGCUUCUGCUAGUGUUAAGUGAGAGCCCUUUGAUCUGGCAUAUCUAGAAGACAGAACUAUAAGAAUUAUGUAACAAUUCUGCAAGAAUAUUAGAGGGUAAUUUUUUAGACAACAAAAGGUUUCUGCUAAUAUAUGAACUAGGUACAGAGACUAGAAAGAGACUAUAUUUAACUUUUUUGGUUCAUGGUUUGUCUAAGUAUGGAAGGAUACUCCUGAAAGGGCAUUUUUAAAAUGAAACCUUAAUACACUGCAGUUACAGUGCUUUGCAGUUGUUACGUGGCUCUAAACACCUUGCUCCCACACAUUUUCAUUUUUCUUACUGGAAAGUAUUGAUUUUUAGUUGCAACAACUGAAAGUACAUUUUUAGGCUAGGGCUACUAAGGCAGCUGGGAAUGAAGGUGUUGGGAGUAUUGGAUAGAAUAGUGAGUAGUGAGGCCUGACUUGGUAUAGACUUUCACAGCAACAUCUCUACGAGUGUGGCCAGCUCUAAAAUACUUGUAGGUGUGGGUCAGGUGGUGGAUUUCUGCAGUUCCCAAAGCUGUCUGCUCUCUCUCUUCCUCCACCUUCCCAAGUCCAUAGUGCAGCCUGUUGCAUGGACAGGUAAUAUUCAGGAAGCUACGUGUUUGUUUGUAGUCAGUGAUCUUUCUGGCUGCUCAGAUAUCUGAUUUAGCCAUAAGGGCAUUUAUGGAGCUGGGGUUAAUCCCUUUGUCAGCAGCAGCUGACUGCCAGUGAGUCCAGGGUGAAUCAUCUCCCUUGGAAAAGUCAUGUGCAGAUUGGGAAAGGGGGACUGCCAAGAAAUGAGUUACACAGUUGGCCCCAUGCUUCUUGUCCUUCAGCCUGGGUUGUGAGUGUAGGGUUUUUUUGGAGAACUCUGAUCUCAAAAGCCUGGGAAUCUCAGGCUCAUCUACUGUUAAAAUCUUGUGGGACUCUUUCAUCUGCUGUGAGUUUAUGGUAGAAAAAUCACUCAACCUAGGCAUGAUUGAUGGCUUUUUAAAUUAAGAUUAAUGCCAGAUCCUUUCUGUAAUACAAAAGCUGUACUGAUGGUUGUUUAAUUUACAUGUAACAAUGAACAUGGGUUUUAAAACAUGAAUGUAAAUAUCUCAAUAGAAGUUCUUGUCCUUUUUAAUAAUGUGAAAAUGCUGUCACAAGGAAACUAGAAAAGUCUUGCCUAGGAGCAGAAUGGAUUGUCUCUUUUUUGUAGAUGUUGUUUUAUACAUUAAACUAUGUAAAUCCUUCCUGGA